AUGGCGGAAUCCAAAUCGAAGGCGCCGCUCACAACACAGACCAACCCGCGCGGAAUCCCCGUGGCUCCCUUCAUCGACAAUGUCUCGGACUACGUUUCCUCGCGCGAUGAGGUCGAGCCGACCCUCCGCUCGUUCCAGGAGAUGAUUUCCAAGUACCAGUUCAUGGAGGUGAACACCCAGCGCCGCGGCACGGGACUGCGCGAGAAGAUUCCCGAUAUUAAGAAGACAUUGGAGAUGGUGCGGUUCUUGAAACUGCGCAAGGAGGCCAACCCCGACGCCGACCUCGAAACCAACUUCGAACUCAAUGAUACCCUCUACUCUCGCGCCUUGAUCUCUCCGAAAGACAUGGAAGAAGUGUACCUCUGGCUCGGCGCGAAUGUCAUGCUCGCGUACCCGCUGGACGAGGCCGAGACCAUGCUGGAUGAGAAGUUGACUGCUGCCGAGGCGAGCUUGCGGAAUUGCGAGGAGGACCUGGAGUUCUUGCGUGAGCAAAUUACGACUCUGGAGGUUGCUACGGCUCGUGUGUAUAACUGGGAUGUCGUGCAACGACGGAAAGACAAGGCCGAGGGCAAGGGCGGAGAAGAGGAGAAGGCUUAA
This is a messenger RNA of Penicillium argentinense, 597 nucleotides long. RefSeq names its product tubulin-binding prefolding complex subunit PAC10. Lineage: Eukaryota; Fungi; Ascomycota; Eurotiomycetes; Eurotiales; Aspergillaceae. Gene Ontology annotation, biological process: protein folding; tubulin complex assembly; microtubule-based process. Gene Ontology annotation, molecular function: tubulin binding. The coding region runs from base 1 to 597 and encodes 198 amino acids. The transcript has 4 exons. Gene Ontology annotation, cellular component: cytoplasm; prefoldin complex. The record is from RefSeq and is a predicted model, not a curated record.